AUGGACAGAUCGAUCAUCAAUUUUCAUUUAGCCAAUCUGGAAUACGCAAUUGGAACAACGCUUGAAAAUUCGUCAAUGAAAGAUUGGAAUCAAGAUGAUGAUUACGAAUUGGAUGGACCGCAUUGUAUGGGUAAGUCGAGUUUGUUUCAGAGUUUUUUGACCUUUUCAUUGUUAAGUGUUAAGUGCUUUAUAAAUUUCCUUAUUGACGUUAAUUACUUAUUAUACUAUUUGUCCUUAGGGGCACUGAGCGUCACCAUAUCUUUUAAAAAUAACCACAUUAAAAAUCAUGUUGCUACGCAAAUGAAGAGCAAUUAUCAUAAAUCUGAAAGAACUUCGUCGAAAUUCGAUUGA
Molecule: messenger RNA, 351 nt
Organism: Anisakis simplex (herring worm)
Lineage: Eukaryota; Metazoa; Nematoda; Chromadorea; Rhabditida; Anisakidae
Source: the annotation of a GenBank genome assembly